This is a messenger RNA of Huiozyma naganishii CBS 8797, 3846 nucleotides long. RefSeq names its product Esl2p (gene ESL2). Lineage: Eukaryota; Fungi; Ascomycota; Saccharomycetes; Saccharomycetales; Saccharomycetaceae. The record is from RefSeq and is a predicted model, not a curated record. Gene Ontology annotation, cellular component: telomerase holoenzyme complex. Gene Ontology annotation, biological process: nuclear-transcribed mRNA catabolic process, nonsense-mediated decay. The transcript has a single exon. Gene Ontology annotation, molecular function: telomeric repeat DNA binding; protein binding; telomerase RNA binding. Bases 1 to 3846 code for a protein of 1281 amino acids.
AUGCCACAGCUACUGGCUGCACAGCUUAUUCCCAACAACAGCACCGGCAACAACAACAACAGCAACAGUAACGUCAGGAACAACGGCAGUGCAAGUGGGUUUGUGCAUCAGCAGAACAAUAGUGUGAUUUUUCCGCGGGACAGUAAGAAGACACUUGACGGGAUAUCGUGCAUCAUAGCGAGCGUCGAGAAGGAGAUGGAGGCCCACUGUCAGGGAGACGAUGGGGCGAACCACAGUGGACAGAAAAGACACGGCUCCGCGUCGUACAGUUUCGCAAAUGCAAACUUCCCGUCCAAGAGGCGAAUAGCAAACGCUGAGGAAGAUUCAAAGAGAAUCAGCUCGUACUCCGAUAACCUCUUGCUCCAACAGAAUACACCCAGGAGAUCGAGAGACGUUGCAAGGAAGUCUGCGUCCGGAUCGGCGUCUGGGUGCCGAUCCGCCUCUGGGUCUGGAUCAGCUCCACAGGAGUCACCGUUUUGCAUGGAGUUCACAUCACUAGCGAAUGUGGAUCCGCUACCUACAACAGGUGGUGCUGCCACUGGGGUCAAUACACCAGGGGGGCUUGGAGUAGACAACAUCAGCAGCGGGAAGCAGACUGUGUUCAUAGAUAAAAGUAUAGGGGCGACCCACAGGUACGCUACUGAGACACAGCAGGGAGAAAUAGACAACAAUGGGGAAGGUGAAGUGGCAGGGAAUAAUGAUAAUGCAGAUAAUGACGGCCUACCAACAAACGGUAAUGGGGACAACAAUGAGAAGAACUUAAGCAACGACAAUGACAACAGCAACAACAACAGCAACAAUAAUAAUAACUACCCAGCCGACCAGUCGGACGCGCAGAACACAUCCGUCACCAGGAAAUCAAGCCAGGCACUCGUGCAGAAACUGCAAGACAUUUACAAGGUCAUCGUCAAGCAGGAGAUCGAGCUUCAAGAACGUUGCUCGCAAUUGACCACGUCACAGACUACAGAGCUUAAGAACCUAUGGACCAUCUACAAGAUCAACACCGACCUCAUCAACAACUACACUACGUUCAUCACCACAGCACUGCUUCCAUCACAGCCGGCACAGGACAUACUGAUCGGAGAGGAGAUAGUAGAAAUUUACAGGAUAGAGAGAAGACUGUGGGUUUACGGGACCAUCACAUUCCUAGACGUCUUGAAAAACUUCUCGAACUUCAUGGACCCAGAGGUUUGCUCACAGUUCAUCACACACGUUUUCAUCUCGCUGUCGGCAAUUCUAAUAGAUAUCCCACCGAAACACGCAAUUCCCUGGCUGCAAAGACUGGGCGACCUCUCACGGAUGGCCAUCGCCUUGUACCCAUCCGGAUUCAUCGACUGGAAGCUGAGCGCAGAGCACUGGUAUAUGGAGGCCAUGAAGUUUACGUACAGUCACGGCAAACUGUACUACCACAUGUCUACAGUGCAACAGAACACAUUGGAGGCGUUUGUCAACUUGGGGAAAUCAGUGUUUUGCCAGGACACUUUCACUCCAUCGCAACAGUACAUGCAACUUGUCAUUGACAACAUUUAUCAAAGAACUUUUGUUGACAGGAACACGGGCGGGAAUUACAGAAACCCAGACCUCAUCGACUACCUGAAGCACAGUGAGGUGAUGCUAUUGCCAAGCUUCUUGGGAAGUAAAGAUUUGCAACAAGUAGUUCUGAACUACUUCCAGGACCGGUUCGGUAUCGAUUACAGCGAGAACAACAUCUUCGACACACAGGACAUGUUUUUCCAACCACCAAGCUGCCUAAGGUUCUUCUUCAGACACGCCCCAGCAUUUGCAGAGUCGCACAUCUUACAACUAGUAGGGUUCGGUAACCCUAAAAAUCCAUUUGCAUUACUUUUCGAACUUCCCAAAUACUUAAAGGAGAGAAGAGACAAGAAGGAGAAGAAUAAGUCCAAAUCAACGUCAACAGCAGAUGUUUCAUCCACAGCGCCGAAAACAGUAGACGACCAAGCGACAGAUAACGUCAAUGAGGGCACAAAUGACGAUCACGAGCUAACGGCCACGCUAUCAGGACCAGAAUACUUGGAUAAUAUAGAAACGCUGAAGUAUGCUAUCGAGACACCAGACAUUUGCACGUGGAUCAAGUCUCUUGAUUUCAUUAACAUGACUUCUCUUAAAUGCUCCAUGAUCGUUUUGAAGAAAUUCUUACACGGACCACUCUUGAUAGCGUUACCUCAUUUCCUUCCCUGGACGGUUUUUAUAAUAGCGUGUGGGAUCAAGGUGAACGAGCUCGAGAACGAGAAAAACUACAAGUUCUGGCGGAUCUUGAUGAAGAGGAUAUUCCCCUGGGACACCAUCACAAGCUUUUUGAACGUACUGCUCGCAUACGUGCUGGACAACUACGGCAAUACGACCAUCAUCGAGGAACUCUGUAUGCAGUAUUCGGACAUGGAUUUGGAUGAUAUGCUGGCACACUUCAACAAAUCAGAGGAUCUGCCAGAGGUUUGGAAGUGUUGGGGUACUCUUUGGUACGACGCCAUUUGCAAUAAAAAUUCGGUCGAUGCGGACACUUUUGCAGGAUUUGGUAUUGGUGACCACAUGUUUUUAGAUUUCCCGAUCGAUGGUAUUGAGUUUGACGCGGAGGAUGAAACUGGUGCCAAGUUUUGGAAGCGGGCCUUGAGAGUCAUCUUUCUUUUCAAAGGUAUCUCUAAAAAAUUCGACUUUGGUUUGAAAAUCAGUCAUGAAGCAGGCGUGUACUGCCGUAACGAGAAGGCCGCUGACUCGCCACUGAGACGAUUUACAUUCAAAUUGGAAUCCUAUGAUGAACCGACAUCCUCUAAAUUCAACGAGUUUAUCCCGCUUUGCGAGGAGGUCAGUGCCAUCAACAACGACGCGCUGGCAACCCCGUCGUUGAGUGUAGUACAGGGGGAAAACAUUUUCGAGUACAUGGGAUACCGCACAUUAGGGUUGGACAAGAACUCCUUUGACAAGAACGGGGAGAUAGUCAGCUCGUCCAUUUACACGUCUUGGAUGAUAGACACGGGCGAGGCCGCUGCCGCUGCAUCAUCGGCCACGGAUAACAAUGCCGUCUCUGAGGGCCAGGGGGAUCUUGCAGCCAAUGGGACACCGAUCUCUGCGAGUUUAUCUGCAGCUGGUAAGACCACUACGAGCCAUGUAACUGAUGAUCAAGAUCCAGGAUUGAACGAGAACGACCUGUUCAAGAAGUUUAUGAGUUUGGGGGACCCUCGGGACAGAAACGUUUACCACAACAUGAUCACGGGCAAGUCAUACCUUGUGAAGAAUCUGUGGGAAAGUUCUGUAGACGAAUUGGACCGACUGAAAACAUUUUUCAUCUUUGACGCUACGUCUUGGCUACGACAUUUUGCACACAUCUACAAAAUCGCGACAAACGGUGUCUUGAAAUUUGGAGUCUGCUUGACGACGUUCCAAGAGUUACGGUUCUUGAGGAAGUCCAAGGACGAGAAUGUCGUGGAGGCCGCUGCACGCGCGAUCAUCACGAUGCGGCAACUGUACAGGGAGAACCGACUGUUGCCGCUGAGGUUUACUGGGAACGUCGCCAACGACAUCGAGGAGCACCUUGAAUUCGAGGAGCAAAUCACAUGGCGAUCCCAUGUGGACGAGUUUGUCAUCGAGGCAGUGAUGAAGGCGCAGGACAAGUUUACCACUGCUGGCGAAACGAAGCAACCCGAGGAGGAGGGCACUGGCCCCCCCAGGGUCCCCCUGGGGGGGAAACGGUUCCACUACGUCACUCUAGUGACCAACGACCAGAACAUGAAGCGGAAGGCGCAAGACCAAGGGAUCAAGACGUUCAGCACCGACUUUGUGUUCUCCCUGUGCAGUAAAUUGGGCAUGUCUCUGGACCUGUGCACGAAUUAG